Messenger RNA from Etheostoma spectabile (orangethroat darter), 3734 nucleotides. It is a transcript of the gene prom2, whose product is annotated as prominin 2. The transcript has 24 exons. The record is from RefSeq and is a predicted model, not a curated record. Gene Ontology annotation, molecular function: cholesterol binding. NCBI's taxonomy places the organism in Eukaryota, Metazoa, Chordata, Actinopteri, Perciformes, Percidae. Bases 307 to 2823 code for a protein of 838 amino acids. Gene Ontology annotation, cellular component: cilium; microvillus; prominosome.
CCUUUUUUGCUCCUCCUGUCCCUUCUCUCCCUCCCUCUCUCCUUAAUGCCCGUGUUCUCUGGCCAAGCACACAGUCAGCUUCCCCUUCACAGCAAGAGCAGAGCAGAUAUCAGGUUUCUACAGGACCACAAGAGUUUCUAAAAGUCACACAGCCUUUACUGAAGUACUGGAGAUCAGUACAGCGCAACUAUCCUUCACUUCCUGACCGAGGAAGACGCAUCAAGACAGAGCUUGUGCCAUGAGAUGAUCACUCUAUAAAUCCGUUUUGACUGUCGAAGUCUUUCCCAACCUGUCUUACCUGUAGACAUGGGGUUAUGUGAGAGCGUGAGGGGUCGAUGUUGGCCGGGCAGCGCUGGAACGUUCAGGGCCGGAGUAGGAGUGUUGCUGCUGGGGCUCAGCCUGGCCCAGACUGUCCCUCCACAGCCUGCCUGUCCAGCAGCUGUGGCCCCACAGAGCCUCGUCCAGCCCCAGUACCAGGACACGGCAGCGGUGGACAACGGUGUGGGCUUCAUGGCAGCUCUGGUCCAAUCCUUCCUCCAAACAGUCCAGCCUAACCCUUUACCUAAUGAUCUGAUCCUGAAAAUAGUCCAUGAUUUUGACCAAAAGACGUUAGAUCAAGAAAUCAUCAAAAAAAUCCUGGUGUAUGAAGUGGGUUUCCUGGUAUGUGCAGCCAUUGGCGUACUGUACAUUGUCCUGAUGCCCAUAGUUGGUUUCUUCUUGGCGUGCUGUCGCUGUUGUGGCAACUGUGGUGGGAAGAUGUACCAGAAGCAGACAUCCUCCAUUCACUGUCUCAGAAGAACUUUAUACUGGACUGCAUUCGUCACCACGGCUAUUAUCCUUGCUGGGAACAUAUGCAUGUUCAAAAGUAACAAAGCCGUCAAAGUGAGUGUGGACCAGAGUCAAAUGGAGCUCAACCAAACUAUAGGCAACAUCCAAUCCUUCCUCGCGGCUGUGCCUCAGCAAGUCAACAAUGUGGUGAAUGAGAGCUACAGAACUGUGCAGGAGGUUACCAGAAACCUAGAUGCCAUUGGACCUCUGUUGGGAACAGAGAUCAAGGAGCGGUUUAGAGGAACCCUGGACCCAGCGCUGCACUCAGUUAAACUUCUGGACCAAGAGACUGUAAACAUUAGUCUUUAUGUGGACAAGCUGAACUCAUCUUUGGCCCAACUGCAGUCCAGCAUGGACCGCAUCCAGGCCAAUUUCACUGCUGUUAAAAAUCAAAUAAAUCAGACUUUAUCCAAACCAAACUGCAAUGGCUGUAACAUCCUGCAGUCUGAGCUACAGAAAAUACCACUGGACAUCUCCAUUACUAUUCCCACCUUCAAUGACUUCAAGUCUGCAGUGGAUGAAGUCAACAAAAUAAAUCUCAAAUCCCAAAUCAAGAAAGUGGAGGAUUAUUUUGACAGCAUCCCCCAGAGGGUGACCAAUGACACCAAGGAUGUAGUUCAAAGCAGCAAGCAGCUGUUGGGUGGAAUAAAAACACAGAUCUCGGAGGUUACCAAUGACAUCCCUUUAUCUAAUCUGACCAAAGUGUCGGAGACUCUGAACCAGGUGCAGGGAGAAAUCGGCAUGGUAACACCAGCGGUCGAGAGAGCAGAGUAUAUUAGAUGGGCAGUGUGCGUGGUGCUGUGCUGCAUGGUCCUUCUGGUGGUGCUGUGCAACCUCCUGGGUCUGGUCCUGGGUCCGCUGGGUCUGAAACCCAAAGCACAGCCCACAAAGCGCUCCUGCACGUCGGACUGUGGAGGCGUCUUCCUCUUAAUGGGCGCAGGUUUCAGCUUCCUCUUCUCCUGGCUGUUCAUGAUAGUGGUGCUGGUGCUGUUCUUGCUGGGCGGGAAUGUUUACACUCUGCUCUGUCGGCCCUGGAGCAACGGAGAACUGUUUAAGCUCAUUGAUACUCCAGGUUUAAUUCCAGGGUUGGAGAUAGGUCCAACUUUAGGACUGAAAACCAACAUCAGUAUCUCUGAAAUCUAUAGGGACUGUAAGGAUAACCAGCCUCUCUGGACAACACUGCACUUGUAUGAGCUCAUAGACCUUGGAGACCUGCUCAAUGUAUCUAAAUACACAGAGCAGAUCCAGCAGCUCUUUGAGAAUGAAAACAUCAAUCUCGCCACCAUCACUCUCCUGAGCCCUGAAGUUAAAAAACAACUCGGCAUCUUCUCCAACAGGGCGACAAAUAUUGACUCCACUGCUGUGACGCAGAAGAUGAACAACAUUUCCAGCAUCAAUCUGAAUACAACAGCAGAUAAAAUUGAUGAUAUCGCUGUGAUACAAUCAAACAAUGAUAUUAAAAAAGAGCUUCAAAAUGAGGCCAGGGACCUGAGGCAGAUCCAGACCAACAUAGAAACAACCAUCAUCCCACAACUGAAAAACCUGAAUUCGACCCUCCAAAGCCUUGGAUCCAUCACAGAAAAAAUCAAUGGAACAGUGGGGGAGGUGCUGAGCAACGUGGGAGCAGCACAAGACUUCUUCAACACAAGCUCAGCACAGAUCGUCAGGACCGAGAGCAAAAAGUUUUUGGACUGUCAGCUAAAUUACUUCCUUGUUUAUGCUGAUUGGGUCAACAUUACGAUAACACAGCAGGUGGGCCGCUGUGGGCCGGUGGCAGGAGCUGUGGACUCUGUUGAGAUUAUCCUAUGUUCACACAUUGUAGAGUCUCUGAAUGCAUUCUGGUUCAGUCUGGGCUGGUGCAUGAUCUUCUUCAUCCCCAGCAUCAUCUUUUCUAUCAAACUUGCCAAGUACUACCGGAGGAUGAAGUACUCUGAUGCCUAUGACGACCACUUAAUUAUGAACCACAUACCGCGGGCCCAGACAAAAUUUACCUGAGAGGCCGGGACAUGUGGGUUACAGCUUUAAAAGACUUCAGGCACAACUGUGGCAUAACUUGACAAACUAAAGACACUUGGUGCAAUCCUGAACAGAUGUGACACAUUGUCACUCUGGUGAAGUCUUAAACUGAAAAAAAGUGUGGUUACUUGAGUCUUUUUUUUUUUAAACUUCAAUUUCUACCAUAGAGUGGAGAAGCAAAGUGACUGCAGUAGUCAUGCAUUUCAUGUCAAACAUCACACACGGUAUCUUUGACAUCAGUUGAAAUCAGGGGGACACAGGGAAUCCUCAGGGAUUUUUUUAAUCAUUUAAAAUAAACAUAGAAAAUAAAUGUAUUGUAUGUAUGCAAAUGUUUUGUAAGUAUUUAUUGUAUGAACUGAGCUGCUGCCUGAUUCUGAGAAUGUAUGCUGCAUAUUUCAUAUUUUUUGUUGAUCAGAGCUGAUCACCGGGAACGCAGCAGUGUGUUACUGUGCCAACAGGCUUUUUAUGAUGUGCUAGCCUCAGUCUGUUCAUUGCCAUUGUUCUUCAUCAUAAUUUCAAUGCAAAACACUUUUUAAUUAAAUAUUUAAUUACACUUGCACUUAAAUUGGAAGUCAAAGCACAAAUCUUUUUGUAUGAAUCAUUGUAUGAAUACACUUAUAACUGGUAUCACUGCUGUUUGCGAACAAGACAAUGCAAGUUUUUUGGUACAAUUUUGAUUGCAAAGGUUUUUGUAUAUGUUGAUUUUAACUGAUGUGAUUCAUGAUUUGAUAAUGAUUUUUGUACUUUGUUCUCAAUAGUAGAUUGUCUUUGAUCUUUCUGUUACACAGCACUUUAUAUGGUUUGUUUGCUCAAUGAGAAUAAAAGGUUGUGAACAUUUCUGCCAGCUGUUGUGAAAAGUACUGUAAGUAAAAUUUGCCACUGAUGACAAA